AUGGGUGGAGGUAAAGGAGAUGAAUUUGUCGAUGAAACAUCACUUUGUAAAAUACCUCCAUCCAAAACAUCACAACAACAACAACGAAAAACACGUCGACGUAAAAAAGAAUUGUUUAGAGAAAAUAUACUUUUGUUGUUUACAAUAUUUAGUGUUUUUGCUGGGUUUGGUAUUGGGUUUGGACUGAGACAUUUACAUUUAACACAGAGAGAAAUAGAUUUAAUUGGCUUCCCAGGAGAAAUAUUUAUGAAUAUUCUUAAAGCAAUGAUAUUGCCAUUAAUAGCAGCCAGUUUAGUUUCUGGAUUAAGCCAACUUGAAGCUAAACAGUCUGGGUGGAUUGGGUUAUUUGCAUUAAUUUAUUAUUCUGUUACAAUGAUUUUGGCUGUAGUGACUGGUAUCUGUCUUGUUUUAUUAAUACACCCUGGUGAUCCUUCAAUUAAAAGAGAAUAUGGUAGUAAACUGGAUAACACUACUGCUGAUAUUUCUGCAUUAGAUAAAUUGACAGAUGUUUUAAGAAACAUGUUUCCUGAUAAUAUUGUACGAGCAACUUUUCAACAAAUAGAAACAGAAUAUGUUGACAAAAAUGUUUCUAAUCCCAAACUUGGAACUUUUACAGUUGUAACAAGUUCGGUACAUAAAUAUAUUGAUGGAAUGAAUUCUUUGGGUUUAAUUGUAUUUUUUAUUGCACUUGGCUUGGCUAUGGGACAACUUGGUGAUGAAGCUAAGCCAUUAGCUGAUUUAUUCGUUUCAUUGGAUAAAGUAAUUAUUGCUUUGGUUAGUAUUGUAAUGUGGUAUUCACCAAUAGGAAUAUCUUCCCUCAUUGCAGCAAAAAUUUUGGAAAUUACAGAUUUGGCUAAAACUGCAAAAAUGUUGGGACUUUAUAUGUUGACUGUCAUAACCGGACUUCUUAUACAUCUAUUUAUAACACUACCAACCCUUUUGUUUAUUGGAACAAGAAGAAAUCCGUACAAAUUUAUGCAAGGGUUGACUCAAGCUGGUUUAACUGCUUUAGGGACUUCUUCAUCUGCUGCUUCUUUGCCAGUAACCUUCAAAUGUUUAGAAGAAAUUAUUGGAGUUUCACCAAGAUAUACAAAAUUUGUUUUACCUGUUGGAGCAAUGGUGAAUAUGGAUGGAACAGCUUUAUAUGAGGCUGUUGCUUCUGUGUUUAUUGCACAAAUGAAUGGGUUGGAAAUGGAUGCGGGGACUGUUGUUACUAUUGCGUUGGUUUUUUCUGAUUAUUUUUCUUCGUUAUCAAUCUUAUCAAAAAAAUUUUUUUUUCUAUCCAGUUUAACAGCUACUUUGGCCUCGGUAGGGGCAGCUACAAUCCCCUCAGCUGGUCUAGUCACAAUGCUUAUUGUUUUAACAGCGGUUGGGUUGCCUGCAUCAGAUGUUACUUUAAUAAUUGCUGUUGAUUGGCUUUUGGAUAGAUUCCGAACAUCAGUAAAUGUAAUUGGUGAUGGUAUAGGUUGUGGUUUUGUUGAGGCAAUGGUUGAAAAACGCUUUAGAAAUUCAAAAGUAAUAACACCUACAGAUUGUUGGGCAAUUGGAGGUGAAAAUAGUAAAAAUAAUAAAGAGGAUAAGUUAAACAAUGUAUUUACUAAAGUUGAAUUAUGGCCUUCAACAAGGGAAAAUGGGGGAAAUUAA
This is a messenger RNA of Meloidogyne enterolobii, 1644 nucleotides long. The record is from the annotation of a GenBank genome assembly. NCBI's taxonomy places the organism in Eukaryota, Metazoa, Nematoda, Chromadorea, Rhabditida, Meloidogynidae.